AUGGAUUCAUUCGAAUUCGACGGCUUCGAUCUCGAAGCGUUUCUGCUCGCGUCCAGCAGGCAUGCAGAAGGAUUCCCUUUAUCCGCGAACGGCAUGCUGGUCAACUUCGACCACAAGAGCGACGGGUACCCUGGCUACUGUGUCAUAACAUAG
Postia placenta MAD-698-R-SB12 is the source of this 153-nucleotide messenger RNA. RefSeq lists its product as hypothetical. The record is from RefSeq and is a predicted model, not a curated record. The coding region runs from base 1 to 153 and encodes 50 amino acids. The transcript has a single exon. NCBI's taxonomy places the organism in Eukaryota, Fungi, Basidiomycota, Agaricomycetes, Polyporales, Adustoporiaceae.